GUCCACUACUGGUUUACAGGAAAUACCAGUAGAAACAGGCAGCGCACCAGGAAUUACCUCGCCUUUUCAAAAAAAACAAUAUACAUAUAUCUAUAUACUAUAAUUUAAAGUCUGACAGGUUUCUUCUAAAGGAGCUGAUGAUGUCUGACCAGGCCUGCCAGGAAGCUGCUGAGCAUUCCGGGCUGCUAAAGUUUUCCUCUGCUGUGUUUUACGCCGGCAGCUCGUUUCUGAUCACUAUGGUGAAUAAAACGGUGCUGACGAGCUUCAGGUUUCCGUCCUACAUGUGUCUGGGAAUUGGCCAGAUGAUCACCACCCUUGUUGUCCUUUAUGCUGCCAAAAAGAGAAAAACAGUCCAAUUUCAAGAUUUUGACAAAAGUAUUCCCCUGAAAAUUUUCCCUCUUCCACUGCUGUAUGUUGGGAACCACAUAACAGGACUGGCGAGCACCAAAAAGCUCAGCUUACCCAUGUUUACAGUAUUACGGAAAUUCACAAUAUUGAUGACAAUGAUCCUGGAAGUAUAUAUAUUAAGAAAAACAUUUCCAAAACGACUUAUAUACAGUGUUGUGGCCAUAGUCUUUGGUGCCAUGGUUGCAGCAAGCUCUGACCUGGCCUUCGAUGUGGAGGGUUAUACUUUCAUCCUGCUUAAUGACGCCUUCACUGCUGCCAGCAGUGUGUACACCAAGAAGAAACUUGGCACUGAGGGCCUUGGGAAAUAUGGUGUUUUAUUUUACAACUCACUAAUCAUUGUCAUACCAACUCUCUUGGCAAGUGCAUUUACUGGAGACUUACACAAGGCAGUUACAUUUGAAGACUGGGUUGAAGCUACAUUUAUUUGUUGUUUCCUCAUGUCCUGCAUCAUGGGGUUUGUGCUGAUGUAUUCCAUAGUCCUGUGCAGCCAUUAUAAUUCAGCGCUUACCACUACAGUAGUUGGGGCAAUAAAGAAUGUUGCAGUAGCCUUUAUUGGCAUCUUUGUGGGUGGAGACUACCUGUUCUCUUGGACAAACUUCCUGGGCCUCAGCAUUUGUAUGUCAGGUGGACUUGUGUACUCAUAUCUGACCUUUAACAACAAAACAUCUAGAAGAAAUGAAGAGACACAAGAGGUGAAGAUUAACAUUGCAGAGGAUUCUCCAGAGAAGUACUCUGCAAACUAGAUGGACAAUAUUAUAUUAUUCACCACUUGGUGGUGCUGUCCUGCUUCAUAUUGGAGAAAACGAUUGUUUUUUUUUUAAAUCUUUUAUAUUUAUUUAAUAUCAAUCAGUUGAUUUCCGUGCACAGAUUAUCACUGCUAAGUAAUGAACUCCACUACUAAAUGAAUAAACUGAAAAAAAAGAA
Molecule: messenger RNA, 1332 nt
Organism: Thunnus maccoyii (southern bluefin tuna)
Lineage: Eukaryota; Metazoa; Chordata; Actinopteri; Scombriformes; Scombridae
Gene: slc35d2
Product: solute carrier family 35 member D2
Exons: 12
Coding region: 138-1151 (337 amino acids)
Cellular component (GO): Golgi apparatus
Molecular function (GO): GDP-fucose transmembrane transporter activity; antiporter activity
Source: RefSeq, a predicted model, not a curated record